AUGGAGCCGGUCCCAUCUCACCAAGACUCAAGCCCGAGCUCCCCAAGCCCGACCUUAGAUCGAUCGUUUUUGCAAACGUUCACCAUUCUCACUGCUUUAUGCGCAGGAGUAUUUGUGGCUGCGCUUGACGUCACGAUUAUAACGACAGCCUUGCCGUCGAUCUCCGCACAUUUUGAGUCUAGUUCCGCCUACACAUGGAUUGGCAGUUCCUACAUUCUGGCCAACACGGCCACCGUACCCGCCUGGGGUAAACUUUCGGAUAUAUGGGGCCGAAAACCGUUGCUUCUAGUUGCGACGGUAAUUUUUUUCGGCGGGAGUUUGAUCUGCGCAGCCGGCAAUACGAUCGCACUAUUCCUGUUUGGUCGGGCCGUGCAGGGGCUAGGAGCGGCUGGGCUGAUCACCCUCGUGAAUAUUUGUGUCAGUGAUUUGUUCUCUCUCAGAGAUCGCGGUCUAUAUUUUGGCCUCAUUUCUGUCGUAUGGGCCCUUGCCAGUGGAGUAGGUCCAGUCCUCGGUGGGGUGUUUACUGAAAAAGCAAGUUGGCGCUGGUGUUUUUGGAUCAAUCUCCCAAUCACUGGACUAGUGUUCUUGUUAUUAUGGUUUACUCUCAAGCUUGAGACACCCGAUACCCCGAUAUGGAGUGGCCUGAAAGCUGUCGACUGGACGGGAUGUUUAUUCGUCAUCGGUAGCACCAUUAUGCUCUUGUUGGGUCUCGAUUUUGGGGGUGUCACGCAUCCUUGGAACUCCGCCACGGUAAUAUGUCUCAUCGUCUUUGCCGGUGUGGUCCUGGGUCUGUUCGUUGUCAACGAAUGGAAACUGGUGAAGUACCCCGUCAUUCCUCUAGUCCUGUUUCAUCAUCGCUCCGGCAUCGCUUCCUUCCUGGUCUGCUUCUGCCAUGGCUACAUCUUUAUGGGCGAAGCCUAUUAUCUCCCCCUAUACUUCCAAGCGGUCCUCGGCUCUAGUCCGAUUAUGUCCGGGGUUUACAUUCUUCCGUUUGUCCUAGCUCUCACCGUCUCAGCUGCAUUGACUGGACUCUUCAUCCAAAGGACCGGAGUCUAUGUCCCAGCGAUGUGGUUGGGGCUAGCCACUAUGACGUUGGGGGUAGGUUUGCUGAUUAAUCUCGAGGCUACCGCCAACUGGGGUAAAAUCAUGGGUUUCCAGGUCAUUGCCGGAAUCGGCAUCGGCUUGAAUUUUGAGGGCCCACUGUUGGCUCUUCAAGCAAUUGUGGGGGCGGAAAAUACAGCAACUGCCACUGCGACCAUUGGAUUCGUACGGACCUUGUCCACCGCGAUCUCGGUCGUCAUCGGAACUGUCGUGUUCCAGAAUCAGAUGGCAAGAAAAGGACCCCAAUUGGUUUCCGCUCUGGGCGAGCAACUAGCAAGUCAAGUCUCUGGGGGCGCAAUGGCCAAUAUCGAGAUCAUCGGUACACUCCCCCUGGAUCAAAAGCUCGUGGCACGACAGGCCAUUUACGAGUCAUUGAAAACGGUCUGGAUUAUGUAUGUUGCAUUUGCAGCUGUGGGGCUAGUAGCAGGGGUAUUUGUUGAGGGCCAUCAUCUUGACACGGAGCAUAAGGCACCAGUGCUCGGUUUACGGGAUAACGAUGAACAUUGA
This is a messenger RNA of Penicillium samsonianum, 1608 nucleotides long. Its product is annotated as MDR family MFS transporter. Gene Ontology annotation, molecular function: transmembrane transporter activity. Bases 1 to 1608 code for a protein of 535 amino acids. Gene Ontology annotation, biological process: transmembrane transport. The transcript has 3 exons. The record is from RefSeq and is a predicted model, not a curated record. NCBI's taxonomy places the organism in Eukaryota, Fungi, Ascomycota, Eurotiomycetes, Eurotiales, Aspergillaceae.